Lasiodiplodia theobromae is the source of this 1029-nucleotide messenger RNA. Its product is annotated as Thiosulfate sulfurtransferase. Gene Ontology annotation, biological process: transsulfuration. The transcript has 2 exons. Gene Ontology annotation, cellular component: mitochondrion. The record is from RefSeq and is a predicted model, not a curated record. Gene Ontology annotation, molecular function: thiosulfate-cyanide sulfurtransferase activity. The coding region runs from base 1 to 1029 and encodes 342 amino acids. NCBI's taxonomy places the organism in Eukaryota, Fungi, Ascomycota, Dothideomycetes, Botryosphaeriales, Botryosphaeriaceae.
AUGGCUAGACCAGCAAUGCUCCGACCGUUGUUGCGGUCCUCCUUCCACCCCGCCGCCUCUCCGCUCGCUGCAGCCACCUUCCAGCGUCGCGCCAUGAGCUCCUCGUACACGCUGACCUCCUACCUCGUCACCCCGGCCGAGCUGAGCGACGCGCUCCAGAAGAAUGUCGGAUCGCGCCUGUCGACCGCCCCGCGCGUGAUUCCUCUCUGUGGCACCUGGUUCUUGCCCAACGAUCCCGAGAAGCGCACUGGAUGGCAGACCUUCAAGGCUUGCCGCAUUCCCAAGGCCCGCUUCUUCGACUUGGAUGCCGUCAAGGAUCAGCAGAGCCCCUACCCGCACAUGCUGCCCAGCAGCGAAGACUUUGCAAAGGCCAUGGGUCAGCUGGGCAUUCGCCGAGACGAUAGCGUUGUCGUGUACGACAGCAAGGAGCAGGGAAUCUUCAGCGCACCGCGUGUUGCCUGGACUCUCAAGGUCUUCGGCCACCAGAACGUCCAUAUCCUGAACAAUUUCAAGCAGUGGGUCGAGGAGGGCUAUACCACCGAAUGGGGCGAGCCGGACAAGCUUGAACCUGUCGACUAUCCCGUGCCCGAGCUCGACAGGUCCAAGGUCGUCGAUUUCGAGCACGUCAAGGAAAUCGCUAAGCGACAGGGAGAGUCGGGCAAGGCAGAGAUUCAGAUUCUCGAUGCCAGGAGCAAGGGCCGCUGGGAGGGUAAGGAGCCGGAACCAAGACCCGGACUCUCAUCCGGCCACAUUCCUUCCUCUACAUCUGUUCCUGUGCCCGAGCUGCUGGAUCCGAAGACCAAGAAGUUCCUUCCUGCUGCCGAACUGAAAAAGGUUCUCGAAGCUAAGGGCAUCGACCCCUCAAAGCCCAUCAUCAGCAGUUGCGGCACUGGCGUUACUGCGGCUGUGAUUGACGCCGCAUUAGCCGAGGCUGGUUUUCCCGAUGACACGCGCCAGGUGUAUGAUGGUAGCUGGACCGAAUGGGCUCAGAGGGUCAAGCCGGAUGAGGGAUUGAUUGUCAAGGUGUGA